This is a messenger RNA of Aegilops tauschii subsp. strangulata, 2350 nucleotides long. Its product is annotated as probable LRR receptor-like serine/threonine-protein kinase At1g51820. Gene Ontology annotation, molecular function: protein kinase activity; ATP binding. The record is from RefSeq and is a predicted model, not a curated record. Gene Ontology annotation, biological process: protein phosphorylation. NCBI's taxonomy places the organism in Eukaryota, Viridiplantae, Streptophyta, Magnoliopsida, Poales, Poaceae.
UAGCAGUUUUGCAUGGCGUGGUAUCUAAUAAAUUUGCAUUGCUCACGUCACUCGAAUAUUUGUAAGUAUCAAUUAACAGGAUCACUAUUCUAUAUAGAAGUUUUAGUUGCAAUAGAACUUUUUAAGUGGGUCAGUGCCUGCCUCUCUGCCAAGUUAUCCUUCACAAAACAUUACUCACUCUGCCCGAAAUUAGUUGACGCUCACCGUUUGAACGUCAACUAAUUCCGGACGGAGGGAGUAUUUUAGUGGACAGUUUGGUUAUAAUUAUUACUAAGCAAGAAAAAAUUACUAAAUGUCUGAGUUGCUUGUUACUUUGUGCAGAAAUUUGUUAGGCAACCGUCUAAAUGGCUCACUUCCAGAUUCCCUCUGUAAAAAUAAUGCAGGAUCUCACAUUUUCAGGUUAGAGUUUUCCCGUUGACUUUUUUUUCUAUUAAUACGAGUCUAAAUGUCAAAUGUGGUGUUUUUUUUCUGUGGUCUUACACAUGCGAGAUGUACCAAAUUCAAGAUUUUUUUCCACGCUAAAUACUCUGAGUUGAUUGUAGUAAGUAAUUUCAGGUAUGAAUGUGAUCAAGACAAGUUUAACCAAACAAUUAGUUCGUCUUCAUCGAGAAAUGGAACAUCUAUCAUAUCUAUUUCAGUAGUGGUUUCUGCACUGGUAAUGGUUGUACUUGUCAUUUCAUAUUUGGUAUGGAGGCAGAAAAACGGCUAAUGGUGAGUGUGCCCUUAUGGUAUUAUCUUCUAUCACAUGUAUCAAUGUGGAUUAUCAUGGUUUACCAUAUUUAGUAUUUAUGUUAUAUCUGCCAUUUGCGCCACCAGUUUCUACUCGUAAUCCUGCUAGAGAGGCAGAACUUGUGAGUGCUCCAGUUAGUAGGAAAGGUUGCAGGGAGCACCUUCAAAAUAAUGAGAAUCGCUGAUUCACAUACAAGGAGUUGGAGAAGUUUACAAAUAAGUUCGAAAGGUUCAUUCAACAAGAAGGUUUUGGGCUUGUAUACUAUGGUCGUUCAGAAGACAAUACGGAGGUUGUUGUCAAGAUGUGUUCCGAGUCCUCUUCACAUGGACUCGACGAGUUCUUAGCUGAGGUUCAGAGCUUGACAAAGGUGCAUCACAGGAAUCUAGUAUCUCUGGUUGGUUACUGCUGGGAGAAAGAUCGUUUGGCACUGGUUUAUGAGUACAUGUCUCAAGGCAUUCUUUAUGAUCAUCUGAGAGGUUUGUCCAUUGCAAACAUAACUAUUGAUUACGUGAUUAAGAGAGAAAAACGGUGUAAGAAAGUCAUGGAGGGUUGUAGCCUGCACAAGGGUUGUAGCCUGCCAAUAAGUCAUCGAGAUGUGAAGACAAGAAAUGUCCUCUUGGGUCAAAAUCUGCAAGCGAAAAUAGCUGAUUUUGGACUUUGCAAAACCUAUUUCAGUGACACACAGACUCACAUAUCAACCAUUGCAGUUGGGACCACAGGUUACAUCAACCCAGAAUACUACCACACUAGCGGGCUCACCGAGAGCAGCGAUGUUUACAGCUUCGGUGUGAUUCUAGUGGAGAUAGCCACCGGCGAGGGUCCAAUACUGCUGAGCCAUGGCCACAUUAUUCAUCGUGUGAAACAAAAGAUUGCAUCUGGUAACAUCAGCUCAAUCGCCGAUGCCCGUCUCAAUGAUGCCUAUGAUGUGAGUUCCAUGUGGAAAGUGAUUGACACCACGAUGGCGUGCACAUCGGAUGUUGCUGUUCGAAGGUCAACAAUGGCCGCCGUGGUUGUGCAAUUGAGGGAGAGCCUGGCAUUGGAGGAAGCUCGUGAGGGCAGUGGUGUCAAUGGGAGCACCACGAACAAAUGCUGCUGGAGUGUCUACAUUCGGUCCAUCAGCAAGAUGAAGCCGCACAUUUACCCAUAUGGGUUCCAUUGCAUCAUUGUCUCGUUGAUGAGGCCCUAGUCUCUCUUUAUUCUUAAACAACCGCAGGGUCUUCACUGUUUUUCGCAAAAAGGGGGUCUUCAUUAUGGUUUCUUGUUAAUUGUUUGUCAUCCUAAGGCAAACUAUGGAGUAUUUGUGUUGUGUUGUGUCCUUUGUGUAAUGGGUGACUAUUUGUGCAAGCAAUAAGGAUUGGGUGAGCUCAGCACCAGCGGCAUAUGUAUAGCUAAUUCUCAUACUUACCUGGAAGGACUUACGGCUUGAUUAGUCUAAUCAGGUGAUGAUGCAUUGAUUUGUUUCGGUGCUGCUUGCUUUGAAUCCCCUUAUUAUUGUUUUCCCUUUGAUUUGCUAUAUAUUGUGACGGACAGGAUUUUGUUUCGGUGUUGCAUAUUUUAUGGCACUUCUAGUCUUCAGGCUGUCGCCUCAGUGCGCUCGCGCGAGAGUGACCAGGAACCGAG